AGUUAAUUCUAUAAGAAGUACUCCCUAUUAGAAUGGCAUUCGUCGCUGAUCCCAAAAUCGCCGAGAAGUGGCCCUACUACCUAGCUGGCGAGCCGGUCUACGCCAACACUGAGCUGGGUGUAACUGACAAGUACACUGGUAACGUAGUGUGCCACGUCGCUGUCGCUCACGAGGCCGAGAUCGACAAGGCUAUUGAGAAGGCUCACUCUUCCGAGGAGAAGAUGGCUCAGAUGCCUGCUUAUCAGAGGAAGGCUGUCCUCAUGCACUGCGUCGCUGAGUUCCGCAAGCGCUUUGAUGAGCUCGCCUACUGCCUUUGCGUCGAAGCUGGCAAGCCUAUUGUUGAUGCCAGGGGAGAGGUAAAUCGUCUCAUUGAUACAUUCGAGCUUGCCGCCGAGGAGUGCACUCGUGUGUAUGGUGAAUGGUCCACCAUGGAGCUCUCAAGUCGCAACAAGGGUCUGCAGCAGAUCUACAAGCGCGUCCCCAAGGGAACUGUCUCAAUGAUCGCGCCCUUCAAUUUCCCUCUCAACCUUGCCGCUCAUAAGAUUGCCCCUGCUAUCGCUGCGGGUUGCCCCUUCGUCUUGAAGCCUGCUAGUGCCACUCCUCUCGGUGCCCUCAUCAUCGGUGAGAUCCUCUCCAAGUGUCCCGAUUUCCCCAACGAGGCCUUCUCGAUUCUUCCAUGCUCCAGGAACGGUGCCGACUUGUUCACCACUGAUGAGCGUUUCAAGCUCCUCUCGUUCACUGGCAGCCCCCAAGUCGGAUGGGACAUGAAGAGCAGAGCCGGAAAGAAGCCUGUUGUCUUGGAGCUCGGUGGCAACGCCGCCUGUGUUGUUGACUCCAUCCCUCAAGAAGGUUUGGACUAUCUCGUCAACCGCAUUGCCUUUGGUGCUUUUUACCAGUCCGGUCAGAGUUGCAUCUCUACUCAGCGACUGUACAUCCGCGACACCAUCUAUGAAGAGGUUAUGAAGGCCUUGACUGAAAAGGUCAAGUCUUUGAAGAUGGGAGACCCCAAGUUGGAGACCACCUUUGUUGGCCCUAUGAUCUCCGAAAAGGAGGCAUCUCGCUUGCACGGGUGGAUCGAGGAAGCGAAGAGCGUGAACUGCACUGUUCUUUGCGGUGGUGGUCGAAAUGGCUGCAUGGUUGAGCCUACCCUCCUGGCUGAUGUACCGAUUGACGCCACUGUGUGGAGAGAGGAAGCCUUCGGACCUCUUCUUUGCGCCACCAGAUUCAGUGACUUCAAGGACGUUAUCGAUGCUGUUAACGAUUCGAAGUACGGUAUUCACGCUGGUAUCUUCACCACGGAUAUGAACCGUGUCUUCUACGCGUGGGACAAUCUCGAGGUCGGUGGUGUUGUGAUCAACGACGUUCCCAGCAUCCGUGUGGAUGCUGAGCCCUAUGGCGGUGUUAAGGACUCGGGCGUCGGAAAGGAGGGUGUUCGUUAUGCUAUGGAGGAUAUGACGGAGAUUCGCACACUCCUGAUUAAGAAUGUUGGUUCAGUGGACAAGAUAUAAACAUGCCUAUCGGCACCCGCAACAAGAGCCUUCUCUGCUCUGUUUCCUUCACUUCAUGCUGAGCAGUUUUAAACACCUAGAGAAGCAGUUUAUUCUGCUGUGUAGCUGCUCACUUGGUCAACUUUUACGAGGAGAUACUCGCAACAUUCGUUUGAUUACAGCAACCAUACCCUCUAUUAACGAU
This is a messenger RNA of Perkinsus marinus ATCC 50983, 1692 nucleotides long. Its product is annotated as aldehyde-dehydrogenase, putative. Bases 33 to 1508 code for a protein of 491 amino acids. Lineage: Eukaryota; Perkinsozoa; Perkinsida; Perkinsidae. The transcript has 7 exons. Gene Ontology annotation, molecular function: lactaldehyde dehydrogenase (NAD+) activity. The record is from RefSeq and is a predicted model, not a curated record.